CUCAUCCAAACAAGACACAUCUUUCCAAAUAAUUUCAUAUGCUAAGAAUUUUAAAGUUAAUCGUGAUUGGUGUGGAGGAUAAAGCGUACUAGAAAAGACUUAUGUUGGUUUGUUGGUUAAUUUACAACUCAUGCGUAUUAUUGUUGACUAGAACUUGAUCCGGUAUUAAAAAAGCCAAUACUGUCAAUUGGUUAAAUAAGCACAUUAAACCAAACAACUAAUUAUAAACAAAUUAUUAAAGUUUAAUAAAAGUUGAAUUUCAAAUAUAAUUGAAGUUAAGGUUUCAUAUUACAAGUCUUGAAAACCCGUGUGGCGCAAGUAUCAUAUUCCUUAGACAAAAUAUGAGUUUGAUUUUUAUUGACUCAUUCUACCGCUCUAUCGUAUAACUAAAACUCGAUUAAAUUAAAUUCUAUUUUAUUAUAAAAUGAGCUAUGGGAAGAGAUGUUAUAAAUUAUGGAAGAAUUAAGCUCAAAAUAUUAUUGAAAUAAAAUAGUAUUUGCUCAAUUACUUCAACUCUCAGGAUUCGUCCCGACACUAGACUAACCGUUCAAGUCCAUGGCGCAGUAGUCCACCACGUUUCCUGUUCUCGCUAUAGUUACCCAGACUUCACAUGAGCCUCUCCAUUGACGAAGUAGGAAAAUUCAAUAAAAAAACUCACAAAGAUGAGCAACACCAUGGUGCUACCAACUACUCUUCGAUGCUCAAUUUUCCCCAUUUCCAUUCCACGCUUUCGCUCUUCUCAAACCUCCGUUUUCCCCAAACUCCAGUUUUCUCGUUCUUCCAUUUCCAAUCCUUUCUCCUCUUUUACAUCCAUGGCUUUCGCUUCUAAGGCGGUAGCAGUUACAAGUGCAAUUGAUGACGUUGAAAUAUUUCAACGCAUUCAAUCUCACCAGGAGAAGGCUGCUAGGCUUCCUCCAGUAGAAGAAAUUCGAACUGUUCUUGCUAACAGUACUCGUGCUAUGCUCUCUACCUUAUCUAAGAAAUAUACUGGUUAUCCAUCAGGAUCAAUGGUGGACUUUGCUUGUGAUGUGGACGGAACUCCGAUCUUGGCUGUUAGCAGCCUAGCUGUUCAUACACAGGACCUGUUGGCCAAUCCUCAUUGCUCACUUCUUGUGGCAAAAGAUCCAGAAGACAGGACAGAUCUAGUAAUAACUUUGCAUGGCAAUGCUGUUGCUGUCACCGACGAUGAUCAAGAAACUGUUCGUGCUACUUAUUUGGCUAAACAUCCUACUGCUUUUUGGGUCGACUUUGGUGACUUCCAAUUUCUGAAGAUCCAACCACAAGUCAUUCGUUAUGUAUCUGGAGUGGCAACUGCAGUAUUGGGAUCUGGAGAAUUCAACAGAGAGGAAUACAGUGCUGCAAAAGUAGAUUCAAUAUCUCAAUUCUCAAAGCCAAUAGCAUCCCAUAUGAACAAGGACCAUGAAGAGGACACAAAGCUAAUUGUGCAGCACUCAACUACCAUACCGGUGGAGUCUGCUUAUAUGCUGGAUGUUGACCAUCUAGGUUUCAACGUCAAGGCUAGCUGUCAGGGGAAAACUUACAAGCUUCGAGUACCGUUUCCGAGACCAGCAAUGGAUAGAAAGGAUGUGAAGACACUCAUAGUUGAAAUGCUUCAAGCAGCGAGGUCAGCCGGAAAUUGAAACCUACCUCUACAAAAAACAUAACUAAUCUACCUUCCUCGCAAUUCUUCAAGAAAUUAUUCUUGGCUAUAACAUGUCAAGUAUUUUUAUUUUAAGUUGGGUUAGCAAAUGGAUAAUGUUAUGCACAUGGGUGGUUCAAGGCAUGUGCAAGGUUCCAAACUACACAAGCCCCCCUAAAUCAAGGGGCCUCAAUUAUAAGUUUAGAUUCUUUUGCUUAGUUCAGUUACUUGCUUUUAGGCCCUAAAAUUUCUAAAAAAUUUGUAAAUUUACUAGGGCCCAAAACAUCAAUGUGUAUUUUUCUCGGCCCCUUAUUGCACAGAAGCUCUAUACUUCAAAAAGAAUAUUUGGCUUUCAUCAAUUUUGCAGGAUACUAGAGUCUAACAUUGAACUUGUUUAGUAGGAGUAUUAUUCAUGUGGCCCUGUCUUGUAGGUAUACAUUGCAAAAUUGCUGUAAGGUCUUGUCUGAAUGACAGAAUGUGAAUAAUACAUAUAUAUAUAUAUAUAUAUAUAUAUAUAUAUAUAUA
Molecule: messenger RNA, 2164 nt
Organism: Amaranthus tricolor (Joseph's coat)
Lineage: Eukaryota; Viridiplantae; Streptophyta; Magnoliopsida; Caryophyllales; Amaranthaceae
Exons: 13
Coding region: 663-1640 (325 amino acids)
Source: RefSeq, a predicted model, not a curated record